AUGGCACCAAAAGCAGAUUGGGAGAAAUAUCGCGCAGAUCCAACAGAUCCAUCAAAGAAGGAUCAAGGGAAAGUUGAAGCGCUCGAUGACACAGAUAUUCAAAUACUCAAGACUUACGGCCAAGGACCUUACGCCAGGCAGCUCAAGAAAGCAGAAAAUGAUAUAAAUCAAGUACAAAAGCGUGUUAACGAGAGAAUGGGAAUUAAGGAAUCUGAUACCGGUUUAGCUCCUCCUAACCUUUGGGAUUUACCCGCUGACAGACAGCGUAUGGAAUCUGAGCAUCCACUUCAAGUUGCGAGGUGUACAAAGAUUAUUAGGCCUCACUUGAUGGCUCAGCAGGCAGCACAGGGAGCACAGCAAGCUGAGUCUGCAGAUAAUUCUCAACAGCAGCCACAACAACCCCAACAACAACCUUCCAUCCCUCUCACUCAACGCAUGGCUCAGGCUGGUCAAGGUGUUUUGGGCGCUGGUACCUCUGCUGAACAAUCUGGCGGUGAAGGCGAUGAUAAAUACGUCAUUGACAUCAAACACGUCGCCAAAUUCGUCGUCGGUUUAGGCGACAGAAUUGCUCCAACUGAUAUUGAAGAAGGUAUGAGAGUUGGUGUUGAUCGACAGAAAUAUCAAAUUCAAAUUCCAUUACCACCAAGAAUUGAUCCAACUGUUACUAUGAUGCAGGUUGAGGAGAAACCAGACAUUACUUACUCUGAUGUCGGUGGUUGUAAAGAACAAAUCGAUAAAUUACGAGAAGUUGUUGAACUCCCCCUACUCAACCCAGAGAGAUUCGAGAAACUCGGCAUUGAUCCUCCAAAAGGUGUUCUUCUCUAUGGUCCACCUGGUACAGGUAAGACACUCUGCGCAAGAGCAGUCGCAAACAGAACGGACUCCACUUUCAUUAGAGUUAUCGGUUCAGAAUUGGUACAAAGAUACGUCGGUGAAGGUGCAAGAAUGGUUAGAGAACUCUUUGAAAUGGCAAGGAGUAAAAGGGCAUGUAUCAUCUUCUUUGAUGAGAUUGAUGCUGUCGGUGGUGCUAGAUUUGAUGACGGUGCUGGUGGUGAUAACGAAGUACAAAGAACCAUGUUGGAAUUGAUUAAUCAAUUGGAUGGUUUUGACUCUAGGGGUAACAUAAAAGUUCUCAUGGCAACUAACAGACCAGACACUCUCGAUCCUGCUCUCUUACGUCCAGGUAGAUUGGAUAGAAGGGUAGAAUUUAACCUACCUGAUAAUCAAGGUAGAGCUCUCAUCUUGAAAAUCCACGCAAGAUCCAUGUCUUGUGAAAGGAAUAUUAGAUUCGAGUUGAUUGCAAGACUAUGUCCAAACGCUACGGGUGCUGAACUUAGAUCUGUCGCAACUGAAGCUGGUAUGUUUGCUAUAAGAGCAAGACGCAAGGUGGCAUGUGAGAAGGAUUUCCUUGACAGUGUUGAUAAGGUUAUUAGACAAGGAACAAAGUUCUCAUCAACUGGUCAAUACAUGCAAUAUAACUAG
This is a messenger RNA of Wallemia ichthyophaga EXF-994, 1482 nucleotides long. Its product is annotated as 26S protease regulatory subunit 7-like protein. NCBI's taxonomy places the organism in Eukaryota, Fungi, Basidiomycota, Wallemiomycetes, Wallemiales, Wallemiaceae. Bases 1 to 1482 code for a protein of 493 amino acids. Gene Ontology annotation, cellular component: proteasome regulatory particle, base subcomplex. Gene Ontology annotation, biological process: proteasome-mediated ubiquitin-dependent protein catabolic process. The record is from RefSeq and is a predicted model, not a curated record. The transcript has a single exon. Gene Ontology annotation, molecular function: ATP binding; ATP hydrolysis activity; proteasome-activating activity.